Bipolaris victoriae FI3 is the source of this 879-nucleotide messenger RNA. RefSeq lists its product as hypothetical. The transcript is spliced from 4 exons. The record is from RefSeq and is a predicted model, not a curated record. The coding region runs from base 1 to 879 and encodes 292 amino acids. Lineage: Eukaryota; Fungi; Ascomycota; Dothideomycetes; Pleosporales; Pleosporaceae.
AUGUCUGCUGAAGAGAAAGGCACAAGCCACGCCAAGCUGGGACCUGCACCAACACGCCUCCGGCAGAUUGCACUAGCUGCAAAGGAUCUCGACAACACCAGGCAGCUGCUUACAUAUGUCCUGGGCAUAGGCUUUGCAUUCGAGGAUGAUGCCGUGGAGCAGUGGGGAUUGAAGAAUUUCAUGGUUCCGCUAGGCGGCGACUUUAUCGAGGUUGUCUCGCCGGUCAAGGAGCGUACGACGGUUGGCAGGCUGCUCGACAAGCGCGGGGAUGGAGGGUUCAUGAUUGUCAUGCAGACCGGGGAUGCAAAGAAGCGGCGCGAGUACAUCACUGCGAACAAGUUGGCUAGCGUCAUUGUCGAGCACGAGUACAGAGAUGCGGUAUGCAUCCAGUAUCAUCCAAAGGGGAUCAAAGGCGGCUUGAUGCCUGAACUCGACUCGCACACACCUGGGCCAGCGAAUCCAAACCCCAUAGGAACCCGCUUCUCCCCAUGGCAUGCCUGUGGACCAGCCAGUGAGAGUUACAUGCGCGGCAUGGAACAGACGGGCCACUUGGCACUAGAGGGCUGUGUACUGCGGCUCGAGCCUGGUGACGUCGACCGUGAGGGCGCGGCGCAACAGUGGGAAGAAAUAUUUGGCGUGUCACGAAGUGGCGACACGGUGGCUUUUACCAACGCCCGCCUGGCUUUCAUCUCGGGCCAGGACGGGCUUCCAGAAGGACUCGUAUCCAUCACCGUGGGCGUCAAGGGCAAGGAUAACCAUAACGCGAUACUCGAAAGAGCUCAGACGGCAGGCAUCUGGAGCGAGGGCUGCGCUGAAAUGUGCGGAAUCAAGUGGUACUUCACCCUAACAGGCCAUAGCGACGACCGGGGGAAGCUGUAA